Messenger RNA from Procambarus clarkii (red swamp crayfish), 6798 nucleotides. The record is from RefSeq and is a predicted model, not a curated record. NCBI's taxonomy places the organism in Eukaryota, Metazoa, Arthropoda, Malacostraca, Decapoda, Cambaridae.
GUUCGUGGGCAUUGUGUUGUUUACAUUGACGCGUUGGUCUCGAACUCUUAAAUUAAGAGUGCAGUCGUUGGGAGGAAAAGCCCUCAUGCAAACUGCACGUAUCCCGAAGAAGAACUCUAGAUUUUUGAUAUAAGUAAAUCAACCCAUACCCGAGGCUGAUCCAACACACACCCUGGCCACAUCUACAGACAAUGACAACCGCCCUAACAUAGCUACCAUUGCUAUAUACAAAUCGUUUGAAUUGAUGGUGGGACAAACUUCUAAAUGACUCCUUAGCACGCCUUACCCCAUGCUAACUUGCCACAAACCUCAACUACGGACACCAAGAGUAAGAAACCUCCCAACUGUACAAACCUCCCAGCUGUAUAAACCUCCCAGCUGUACAAACCUCCCAGCUGUACAAACCUCCCAGCUGUACAAACCUCCCAGCUGUACAAACCUGCCACCUGUACAAACCUCCCAGCGACCUGGCACUUUGACUGAAACACCACAUAAACCACUCUCCCACAACACAACCUCCAAGCACUCCCAGAUAUUCAACAUGGUGUACUACUGGUACGUCAAAGAAGACCGAUGUGAUUAAAUCCCAGAGGAAUGGGACAAUCAACCUUUGUGGUAAUGUGGACAUCCUUCAUGAAAAAUUUGAUCUGCUGCUUAUAACUUUUUAUUAAGCUAUCAUGGAUUCCUUCGUAUGUGGAACAUGCAAGGGCACGUUUCACAGACUUGAAGAAUUUACCAAACACAAGCAGAGUCAUGGCUGUCAAAAUGUGCUUAGAAGAGCAGUAUGCCAGCAGGACACACAGACAGUACUAGGGGCAGAAACUUCUAUUUGUGAAGGCAGGCUGCCAAUAUUCUCUCCAUCUUCACAAUAUGACAAUAUAUCAACCAUAUCAACAGCAUCUGUUGUAUCCGUGUCUUCAUUUUCAAUUGCUCCAAGCUGUGACACCAGUUCUUCUGUCCCUUUUAGCAAUACUCGAGUAAAUUCCCCAGCAUCAGUAUUAUUCAACAUGUAUCUAGCCAAUUCUUCACAAAUUGGAGCAUCAGCCAUUAAUGUGGUAGAUCCAAAUAGCUCCAUACCAGAGGUACUAGGAAGAACAAAACAAGUCCCAGAUACUAGUACUUCUAAUUCCUCAUAUUCUUCGGCUUAUACUUCAGGAUCACACACGUCCUCAACACACACUAUAGCACCUUUAGAAAUGUACCACCAAGAUGGGAAUAGCAGCACAAAAUUAACAGAAUCAAAUUGUACUAGAAAGGUGUCCAUCCCUGACAUUGACUCCUUACAGUCUUUUGAUUCUCUGGUUUCAGUUGCACAGAUUUCUAAAAAAAAUCCAAAAGAACAUAGUUUUGGUAAUGAUAAAGUGCAACAGAACAUGGCUGAUAAUGACAUGAAGGAUGUAAUUUUUAUUGAAAUAUCGGAGACCAUAGAAAAAAAUUGUAAAUCGAAUACAAAAGUUAAUGUGCCUUAUGUUGAAUUACCAGCACAUUCAGUUACUAGAAGUGCAAAAGGAGCUGACAUUCUUUUAGAUCCUGAGCAUAAGAUAGCAAGGGAAACAACACCCAGGUUAUACUCUAAUGAAAGGGAAGUAACAAGCUUGAUUUGUGAGUUAAAUGGCCAAGAUUUUACCGAGACUCAGGAUUGCCUUCCAGAAUAUUACGCAAACUCUUCUAUGACUACUACUUCGAAUCUUUCAGUUAUAAUAGAUGGUAUCACAGCGCAGCCUAUGGAAACAAGCAUACCUGUUAAUUAUAUACAAAGUGGCAUUGAAGACAAUGCUAGAAAUGGAAAAUUAAUGGGUAAUGUUGAUAGCAAUUAUAUUCGUGUCUGUAAUUCUGAAGGACGUUUAUCAAGUACAAAUUCUACAAAUAGUGUGGACAAUUUAUUGUGUGAAAAUUCUGAUCAGUAUACUAAUAUAGAAAACAUUGCCAAUAACACUGUAAACAUUACUAGUAACUUAAAUGCUGAGAAAACUAAAUUAAGUCAAGGAAGCAAAGUUCUGAAAGCUGUGUCUUCUUCUAGUGAAUCAAAUUUUGAGCGUAGAUCUUUAAGUAUUUCUACACAAAAUAAUUUUGAUAAAUCGACAAAUGGCUGUGUAUUAGUUGACGAUGAAACAAGAGUAAUAUCGAACAAUGAUGGAAUUUUAACAAAUACUAGUAAUACCAUAACUACUAGUUCUACUGAUGUUAGGGAUACAGUCACAAUAAGGUCUAAGAAUAAAAAUAUUGCAAACAUUUUUGAGUCUUUAGAUUCUAUCAAUGGUAAUAGUUCAGGAGUGGGUACUGUGAUGGCCGCUGGAGCUAACGAUGGCACUUUUAUUGUGGGUAGUAACAAGACAGUAUGUGCAGCCAACACUGUGGCUGAUGUUAUGUUUGAUGGCGAGACAGCUAUGGAAAUUGUGCCUCGGAUUAUGACCCAAGCAGACCACCAAGCUGCACUAUACAGUAAUGGAGGGGAUAUUGAUUCUGGUAAUGGUACAACAGCAGCAGCAGCGGCAGCAGCAACCAUAAAUAUGACCAAAGUGAGUAACGGUGUUGUAUCAGCUAACAGAAUUGAUCAAAACCCUGAUAGUUGGUGUAAUACUGGGGGUCACACUAGCACUGCUGUUGGUAUUAGUGGGGAGAGUAUCUCAACACAUGUUGAAGGGACAACCUCAGAGACUGACAUUCACAAAAUUCAGCAGCCUGUUAGUGAAUCAACAAUAUUAAAUGAAGGAAUUGAUUUUGUAAGUAAUACUGAAGUUGGAUCUGGAAGCAAUGAUGGUUCAGACUUAACAUACGCCUCUGCUCCUGGCUUAUAUACAUUACUGCUAAAUGCUGAUAAUACCUUUACUUUGGUUGCUGGAGGAUAUCAAGGAUCUUCCGGUAUUCAGGGCAGUCAGGUGUUUGUCUGUCGUCAGUGUAAGAAAUUUGCCCAGUCACAGGUUGAAAUCUUAAAUCACAUUUCUACUUGUCAUCCUGGCAAUUUAGAUAAUGUCAAUCAAAGUGUAUGGGAGUUUACAUCAUUGUCAUCAUGCAAUGAAAGUGCAGAUGUGCUAAAUGACGCUGAUCAACUGUUUCGCCCUCGGCUGACCCUGAGUGUGGAAACAACUUCACAAGGAUCGGGUAACUGUCUUGAGGUGGAAGGAUGUAAUGGUUCACAGAUGAAUCCUGAAGGUGGUUGUGAGGCGCUAGUUGUGCACAAAAGACCAAAUAAGCGAAAGUUGGGUAGACCAAGAAAAAAAGACAUGUUGUCUACUCAAGAGCAUAAUAUAGAAGCAACAAAAGAAAAUCGAUUUAAAAUUGAAGGAAAUGGCAUUGUAUGCCUUGAUUGUAGAAAAACUUUCUUGAAGCAGCGACAGUUUGACAAACAUAGGUGUUGUAUGUGGCAGACCAGUCUUGAACAGUUAAGUCAUACAAGUGUUGAAAGGUUUGCAGUUCCUCCUCCAUCACAAGGUAAAAUGAAGGAACCAAUACUUGGAGAUAGUUAUGAUGACAGAAAUUUUGACUUGCACCAAGGAAAUGUAGUUGAAGAAGACAUGGAAGAGGAGUGGAAGGGAUAUAAAUAUUAUACAACAAAAAUUAAAUCCAAACCCAGUGAAGGCGGUAAAAGGAAGCGAGGAAGACCACCAAAAGUUGACGCGCUGCUCUGCGGUGCCAAAUCAAAUGAAGAUUGCUUUGAACAAAGUCAACAGGAAAGGAAUCAGGCUACUGAUGCCAACGACAACCCCACAACAGGCGAUACAAAGUUUAUACAAGUUCCCAAAUUAAUUCCUAGUGCAAAUGCUAAUUCUCCUGCAUUAUCAAGUAAUGCAGGAACAGAUCAGACAGUGCUACCAAAUGCAGGUGGACCACCUUUGCUGCACUCGAUUCCUACCUUGCCACUUUUCUCUAAUCCUAGACAACAAGAGCGACUUCACAAGUGGAUAGCUCAGAUUGACUUGAGCUUUGUGGAUAGUAUUAUUGACAGAAUUUGCCCAGACAGAGUACCACCUGAUAAACGGGGAAUGGUGAUGUAUGCGUGUCGAGAAUGUAAGGUUCUGUUUAGGACAUUGUUGUCAUGCAGAAGGCACUGUGCCAAGCAUAUGUCCAAAAAAGCAUUCAGUUGUCCAGAUUGUGACUUUGCAACCACACAUGUUGGUGCACUUUAUUCCCAUUACCGUAAUCAUACACAAAAUCUUUAUGCCUGUGAUAAAUGUGAUUUUAGAGCUCGAAUUAAAGCCCAUUAUAGAGAUCAUUUGGAAACACACAAUCCAAGUAGACAUAUUUGUAAGUUAUGCCAAAGGCCAUAUAGUACUUCAAAUUCUCUUAAAAGUCACAUAUAUCUUGCCCAUCGCAACGAAGAGGGGAUGAAGUACAUGUUUUGCCUAAGGAGAAAGAACCAGGAACAAAACAAGCAAGGUCUUGUCUAUCAGUGCCCAAUAUGUGGUAAAAUAUUUGGUAAGCGUUUAUUGGCUAGUAAACACAUAGCUAAUCAUGGCUUUAAUGAUUCUAAUCCACCCGUCCAGUAUAAGGUUUGUGAUAUGGAACCCUUACGCUACAGAACACUGAAAAAACAUCUGCAGAAACACAAAGUCUUGUACAUUUGUUGUGUUUGUGCAGAACCACAGUUCACUGCCAGUUGUCUCCGCAAACACCUCAAAGAAGGUGUUUGUAACGUGUCUCCAGACAAUGCCUAUAAACAAUCUCUUUUGUGCUCAUACACUUUUCCAGAAACAUUUUCUAGACUUAUAGCAAAUAAAAGACUUGGAAUUGGGUCAUUGCUGCAAUAUUUAAGAAAACAUUGGAGCGAUUACAAGUUUCCGGAUACAAAGGUGCAUAGUGGUCUUAUUAGACAAAUGCAAGAUUCUGGUUAUAAACAGAUUUAUGACCUUCUGCAAGAUCAGUGUCAUAUAGAAUCAAAUGGAAAUGGAAAUCCAAACCCACUUGACAAGGUAAUGAAAAUUGUUAUUGAUACAGGAUGUUCCCCAAAAAAUGAAGAGCCUGGAGCUAAAGGACAGCACCAGCCAUCACACCAGAACCAUGCCCAGCAGGAUACCUAUUGCCACCAACCUGAAAGGGAACUGAAAAGUAAGAGGAGUUGCCACGUAGCACAGUGUCUUGAUCCAAAGCUCAAAGAGAACCAUCAAGAACUCGCCAUGGAAGAAAGUGACCAGAGAGUUGUUGUCAUCAGCAAUGUUGGUGAAGAACACACUGUGGUGGUUGAAGAAGGACAAAUGGGCCCAGUCAGUGUUUCCUGGAGCUGCACUCUGGUAUAAAUGUCAUGCCUACGGUACCACACCACAGUUCCUGUCUAUAUCCACCCGUGAAAACAUUUCCCAUGUCGGGAAUCGAACCCGGGCCUCCUGGGUGAAAGCCAGGUAUCCUAGCCACUAUACCACAUGGGUCACAGGCAUGGGCGAUGACUGGGCCACGGGGACGCUAAGCCCCGAAACCAACUCAAGGUAACCCUAACUCACUCGUAUAGAUGCUUAGCCUGCCUAUGAAAUAAUCUAAGGACCUCAUAUCUACUAUGUUGUCUGGUAGUUUGUUACACAAAUGAACAGCCUUGUUUUCAAACUAGUAUUUACCAAGGUCUUUUGUGAAUCUAGUUCAUGGAAAGAACUUCUCCAAUUUAUAUCCAUUAUCUGACUUUCAGUUUUGUUAAUAUAUUUAAAAACCUUAUAUCCUCUUUGAUCCAUUUAUGUACUGUCACCCCUUACUCUUCAUCUGUCUAGAGAAUGUAACUUUAACUUGAUUUAGGGUUCUUAUUUGUGGGAUAAUUUGUAGGUACAAAUAGUAAAUACAAAACCCAUUCUCAACCAAUCAUAAAUAACGUACACACUCACUAGAAAAAAAGGUAAGAUAAAUUCAAAGUUGAAAAUACCAAUUUAUUGAAAUCACAAUAAUAAAAAAGUUUUUCAAUAAAAGUUUAUCUAAUACUACACAUUAAUUUUUUUCCAUUAAUGAUUUACAUUAAGCAUUUGAUUUAUAAUAUGAAUGACUGAUAAUACUAACAUGCAUUGUCAUUCUUUGCUCAUAAGCCUUGUAAUGCUUAAUGUGGGAAGCAUUAAAACAAGUCAUGGAAACUAGUACUGUAUACGAACACUUCAUUUAUGAAAGCCUUGUCAUCAAAUUUUUGUUGGGGCCAAUUGAUUUUUCUUAAGGGGUAACAAAAAUAUAGUCAAAGAUUAAGUAAACUUUGAAAACUUUAUUUAUAAUCACUUCAGUGUCAUAAGAGGCCACACAAUGAACUAUUAAAAUUACAAAGUGAUAAAACCAAUUAAUGUAAUGAUGUAUGGUUCCUGUACAACGAUCCAAGUAAAGGACUUGGCCAGUAAAAUUUAUUGGCAAAUGUUACAUUGCCUUUCAAAUUGGAGGAGCUUGGGCUGUGCUUUCCAACUCUGCUCUCUCCAGAGACAUACUUCAACAUCAGUAAUUCUCCAGUCAUCACUUCGUGAUUCCACAUUGUGGUCCUACAGUUGAAAAAGGCUUUGCCCAACUUAAUACUGGUAUUACAGACAACAAAUACAGUAUGGCAGAACCUUAUAUCCUGGUGAGCCGAGUUAGAGGACUUGUCCCCAUACCUUAAAAGGUGUGUCCCUAAGCUAACGGUAAAUAAAUACACCAUCCUUUCUUUGGUACACUAAACAAUAUUUUAGAAGUAUAUUCCUAUAGACAUUUUAUUAACCAUAUGAUGUAGUAAAUUUGUUUCUUAAAACUGAAAUGAAUGUAACUCCUAAUAUUAUUCAGCUACUUAUUUUUCUCUAUGUCCAAAUUUUUAAAAUUGAAAAAAAAAAAAGACAUAUACCAUUCCACAGAGUCAAAACACAACACUGAACA